UGUUAACUGUCAAAUUAUUUACCAUUUUCUGAUGUCGCUAGCGAAAUAUGGAGUAUCCAGAAAAAUCUUCAGUUUCCUACUGUUUCUCUUGUUGCUUCUGCCGACCUUUGAUGCGGGUGAUCCAAUUGGCAGCCACUUCGUCCGUCGGAGGCCUAAACGCCUUUCCAGUCCAUAUUUCGACAGGGAGAAAACGUUGGUGCUGGCCAAGUAUGUGGUCUCCAUUCGAUCCCGAAGACCCCACAAGUUCUUUGGCGACAAUCACUUCUGCGGUGGCGUGAUCAUAUCGAGAACCUACAUCCUCACCUCCGCACACUGCGCCAUGGAUAAGCGCAAGAUCGUACAUCGCAGUCGGGUUCUGGUGGUUGUGGCUGGAACCACAAAUCGUCUGAAGAUUCGCGAAGGACUCUCGUUAAUCUUGGAGGUGAAGAAGAUCUUUGUGCCGGACAAAUUCACAGUGUUUAAUACAAACAACAUUGCGCUGAUGAUGCUGGCCAAAGAACUGCCCUCGGACAAUCCGCUCGUGGGUGUGAUUAAACUGCCUACGGCUGACCCAGAACCGGGUGUGAACUACACGGUGCUGGGCUGGGGAAGGAUCUUUAAAGGCGGUCCUCUGGCCUCCGACAUCCUGCACAUUGACGUGGAGCUAUUGCCGCGGGAGAUCUGUGAGAAGAAAAUCGACAUCUUCAAGGAGGAGAUGAUGUGCGCCGGAAACCUGAACAACAGCAUGGACGAGAAUCCUUGUGCCGGUGAUACCGGCAGCCCACUGAUCCUCAACGAAACGGUCUUUGGUGUGGUUAGCUAUCGAGUAGGAUGCGGAUCCAAAACCUUGCCCUCAAUUUAUACCAACGUGUAUGUGCAUAUGGACUGGAUCAAUGGAAUUAUGAACAAGAAUGUAGCGAUUCGAUUGUAUUAUACUCCCAACUAUCUAUUGAUCACCAUUGGUAUAUUCAUUGGAAAUAAAAUUCUGAAAAGUUGUGGAUUUUAUUUGAUCACCACUUAA
This is a messenger RNA of Drosophila erecta, 1000 nucleotides long. RefSeq names its product trypsin-2. Gene Ontology annotation, molecular function: serine-type endopeptidase activity. The transcript is spliced from 3 exons. The coding region runs from base 32 to 1000 and encodes 322 amino acids. Lineage: Eukaryota; Metazoa; Arthropoda; Insecta; Diptera; Drosophilidae. Gene Ontology annotation, biological process: proteolysis. The record is from RefSeq and is a predicted model, not a curated record.